Molecule: messenger RNA, 414 nt
Organism: Cyphellophora attinorum
Lineage: Eukaryota; Fungi; Ascomycota; Eurotiomycetes; Chaetothyriales; Cyphellophoraceae
Exons: 1
Coding region: 1-414 (137 amino acids)
Source: RefSeq, a predicted model, not a curated record
AUGGUCGUCGCUAUCGUCGUUGUCGGCGGUCUCGCCAUUGCACACAAAGUCCAGCAGAAGCGAACCGCAAAGAAAGAGGCUCGCAAAGCCGCCAUCGAGCAGCAGGGCCAUGCAAUGGCAGCCGAGCUGCCAACUUCCAUGAGCCAGGUCGAUCUCAGCACACCGAGGCGGCCAUCGAUUGAGCGUACGAAUGCUACGAGAGGCUUGCCAGCAUACGAGACGCUAUACGCUGGCACGAAGCCUGUCAUGGUUGAUUUCCGAAUUCGCCGCUUUGGAAGUAUGUUUAGAGGAUCGUGCCGUUCCACUUUGUUGCAAGGAGUCCUUUGGGUAGAGGAACUAUCGAUUUCGGUGGUCGGUUCUGAUAAGCUGGACUGGGCCACAGUCCCUGCCCGUUGGCCUAUCCGUAUCAGCUAA